UCUUAGUCUAGCUAGACAUUUAUCAAUUUUAUUGAUCUUUUCAAAGAAUCAGCUCUUAUUUCAUUGAUUUUCUCAGAAUAAACAUGUUAAGUACUAUUUCCCACAUCUCUCUCUUUCAUGUCACCCAAUACCGAACUCUCUGGCUUGAGCAGAAACGUGCUGGCCAGGAGUCCGUGUCAUUCAAGGACGUGACUGUAACCUUCACCCGGGACGAGUGGCUGCAACUGACGGGCACGCAGAGGACCCUGUACCGGGAUGUGAUGCUGGAGAACUACAGCCACCUGGUGUCCGUGGGGUGCUGCAUCACCAAACCAGAGGUGAUCUUCAAGCUGGAGCAAGGGGAAGAGCCGUGGCCACGAGAGGGAGAGCUGCCUGGCUGGAGGGACCCAGACAGAAGCCAGGAAAACCAAGAUAAACAUUUGUGGCGAGUUUCACUCAUUGACAAAAAUACACAGACUAAGAAGAGAGAUAAUGUUUUCAGAAAAACACCCUGUCAGUAUGACUUAUGUGGAAUGAGUUUGAAUAAUGUUUUGGAAUCAAUUAUUAGUGAUAAAAAUCCUUCAAGUAAGAACUCUGAUGAAAUUAAUACAUGUGGGAAGUUGCUCCUUGGUAAUAAUCGAGAAACUACUCAUACUGGAAAGAAAUCUGAUGAACAUAACCAAGAUGGGAAAUCCCAAGGUCAUAAUGAGGACCCUGUUGAGCAACAGAAAAGUCACCUUUUGGGACCACCUUCUGAAGGUAAUGAUGGUGGAGCAGCCAUCCUUAGUGAGGCACCCAUCACGACAGCUCGGAGGGCCCAAGCAGAAGAGAAAUCCCGGGAUUAUAAGGAGCAGGGGGCAAACAGCAGUGACAGGUCAACCCUCGAAGUCCAGCAAGAAUCUCACACAGGGAAGGCUCACUCUGCAGUGAACGGGUGCGAGAAGCCAACCCUCGAUGAACAUCAGGAAGUUAAUGUGGAGGAGAAAACCCGUGAAUGGAAUGAAACUGAGAAUAAUCUCAGGAAGAAGUCCCAUCUCAUUCAACCUCAUAAAACUCAAACAGGAGAGAGAACAUUUGGAUGUAGUCAUUGCAAGAAAUCUUUUUAUCAAGAGUCCCACCUCAUUCAACAUCAGAAGACACACACGAGAGAGGAACUGUGUGAAAGUAAUAAAAGUGGAAGAGCCUUUCAGAAAUCAGAACCCACUGCCCCUCAAAGAACUCACACAGGAGAGGAGCCCAGUGAAUGCCGUGAAGCCCCUGGGUGGUCAGCCAUUGCUGACCAGCAGAGAACACAGCCGGGAAAGAAGCUUUAUGUAUGCAGUGAGUGCAAGAAGUCUUUUCGUCACAGCUCAGCCCUGAAAGUCCAUCAGAGAAUUCACACAGGAGAGAAGCCCUAUCAGUGUAAGGAUUGCGGGAAGUCCUUCUACGCAAAGUCAAACUUCAACCAUCAUCAGAGGACUCACACGGGGGAGAAGCCAUAUGAAUGUAAGGAUUGUGGGAAAUCCUUCUGUGUGAAAUCAAACCUCACUAAACAUCAGAAAACGCACACAGGGGAGAAACCUUUCAAAUGCAAUGAGUGUGGGAAAACAUUCUUACAGAAAUCACAGUUUGCCGAUCAUCAGAGAACACACACAGGGGAGAAACCCUACAAAUGUAAUGAAUGUGGAAAAUCCUUCUACUAUAAGUCAGCCUUACACGUACAUCAGGGGAAGCAUACAGAAGAGAAACCCUAUAAAUGUACAGAGUGUGGGAAAUCCUUCUGCUAUAAGUCAGCCCUGAUUAUACAUCAAGUAUCUCACACAGGGAAGAAACCCUAUGACUGUAAUGAAUGUGGAAAAACCUUCUGCGUGAAGUCAAAUCUCACUAAACAUCAGAAAAUCCACACAGGUUUGAAACCCUAUGAGUGUAAUGAGUGUGGCAAAUCUUUCUCCAUGAAUUCGAUCCUCACUGUACAUCAGAGAACUCACACGGGGGAGAAACCCUAUGGAUGCAAUGAAUGUGAGAAAUCCUUCUACAAAAAGUCAGCCCUCACUAAACAUCAGAAAACUCACACAGGGGAGAAACCACAUGAAUGCAACGAAUGUGGGAAAGCCUUCCAUAUGAAAUCAACCCUCAUUAUACACCAGAGAACCCACACUGGAGAGAAACCCUUUAAAUGUAAUGAAUGUGAAAAGGCAUUCUACGUGAAGUCGCUUCUUAACAUUCACCAGAGGAACCACACAGGAAAGAAACCCCACGUCUGCAAAGAAUGCGGGAAAGCCUUUUCCAUGAAGUCAAACCUCGCUGACCAUCAGAGAACACAUUCGGAGGAGAAACCCUAUGAGUGUAAUGAAUGUCAGAAGACCUUUCGCCACAAGUCAACCUUAACUGUACACCAGAGAACUCACACAGGGGAGAAACCCUACAAAUGCAGUGACUGUGGGAAAGCCUUCUCUAUGAAGUCAGCCCUCAGUCAGCACCACAGAAUACACACCGGGGAGAAACCUUACGAAUGCAAAGAAUGUGGGAAAACUUUCUUCCAGAAGUCACACCUCACUAAACACCAGCGAACACACACAGGGGAGAAGCCUUACGAGUGUAAGGAAUGUGGGAAAACCUUCUUCCAGAAGUCACACCUCAUUGAACAUCAGAGAACCCACACUGGGGAGAAGCCCCAUGAGUGUAAUAAAUGUGGAAAGUCUUUCUGUUACAAGUCAGCGCUAACUAUACAUCAGAGGACUCACAUAGAAGAGAAACCCUACAAGUGCGACGAAUGUGAGAAAUCUUUCUGUAUGAAAUCGCACCUCACUGUACAUCAGAGGACUCACACAGGGAAGCACCCUUUUGAAUGUAAUGAAUGUGGGAAGACUUUUUAUGUGAAGUCAAACCUCGUUAAUCAUCAGAGAACUCACACAGGGGAGAAGCCCUAUGAAUGUAGGAGAUGUGGGAAGUCCUUCUGCAUGAAGUCGACCCUCACGGUCCACCAGCGCACACACACGGGGGAGAAGCCCUACGAGUGUGACGCGUGUGGGAAGUCCUUCUGCAAGAAGUCGACUCUCACAAAACAUCAGGCGAUUCACACACGAGAGAUACCGUAAGAGGCAGAGAAAUGUGGGAAGUCCUCCUCUGUGAAGUCAUGUUUUGUCCCACCUUCGAGAACUCACGGGAGGAGCCUUAUGAAUGUAAUAACAUGGAGACUCUCUUCUGUGUGGAUUCAGUCUUUCAUUGGCAGCAGGAGGCACAUGGGUGGGGUUGGAGGGUGUUCCAUGAAUGAAGUGAAUACUGGGGACUGCUGUGUCAUGCCUUACUAAAUGUCAGACUGCGUCAGGAGAGAGGGCUCCGGGGACACUUUUAGUAUCCACCUCCGAAACAACUGUAUGCUUCAGAGAAGCCAUGGGAAAAACACAAAGAAAGCAACAAAAGUAUUAAAGUGUUUACAAAGUCGCAACUGACUGAGUAUCAGGUAAUUGAUAGUGGACUGAAAGUAUAUAAACGUUUUAUUUACAAAAGCUUUCAAGAAAAAAACUUACUAUAUAAGAAAAGAAUUAGUACUGAGGGGAAAUCUAUCAAUUUAGGAAAUACAGAUUCAUUUUUUUCCCUCCAGAAAUAAUGUAAUACUGGAAGUGAUCCCAGGGUACCGACUUUUGAAAAUGUGAAAUAAGAUGUAUCUGAUGCCACUGAUGCUCACUGGCGGCAUGUGGACACAGGCCGUAGCAGCAGACUGCCUGCCUUAGGCGCUUGACGUGCACCUGAGGUAAGAAGGCUUCGGUCCAUCGGUAAGCGAGGUGCCGAGGUGGAGUGUGUUUGAUUUCCACGGCGGAUGUCAAGAUAGUUGUUGGCAGGAAAUGCCUCCCCAUAGCUUAGUAACUAUCAUGAGGGUUCUCUCACUGAAUGCCACCAGGGUUUCUUUGUACUUUGACAGUGCAGUAUACGUUAUAAGUGACAUAUUUGACAAAUCGGAAGCACUGUGCCAAAACAUACUGUUUGUUUUUUUUUAGUAAAAGUAGAUUUAUUUAGAGAGAUGGACAUGGGAGAGGGGGGUGGCUGGUUAAAGUAAAGGUAGAUGCAUGCUCCCUAGGUAAGAGCGAGGCCACCCUGGAAGGCAAGUGACCUACCAUGACAUAUUAUUAAGUGGGAAAAUCAGAGUACAGAGAAUUGUAUACAGCCUGCUGCUUUUUGCGUAAGAAUUCAGAGGAACCACAUAUACAUACUGUUGCUUAUUUCUGCAAAGAGAAACACUGGAAGGAUAAACCCCCAGCUAUUAAAAAUGAGAAGCUGGGCGGCAGCGGCAAGCAGGAGGCAGUGGGAGGAGUGGAAGCAAGGUUUCUCUGAUUUUACCUUUUGACGAAAUUUUGACUUUUGAACAAAUGUAAAUGAUUUACACAUUCAAAAGUGAGCAAAAGCAGAUUCUGAAAUUGAAAACAAAGAGACAAAUCAGCUUGAUAUCAAAUUGGCAACCUAACCACACACAAAAUAAUUCUUUGAAGAAACUUCUGCACGUUGUAUCGUGACUAUACGUCCUUAACACGUUGAUCGCCACGUCACCUGACUCUGGGUGACAGUCGUGCUUCCUCGGGGGCACCCAAUCCACAAUGGGUGAUCAGCGUGUUAAUGGGAUGUGUUUAAGGACAAAAAGGCCUGCAAAAAAUUGUAAAAUUACCACCAGCCUUCAUGUUAAUAUUAGUGUUUGAAUCUGUUUUGUGUAUAUUGUAGGAUAAAGCAAAAAAAAAGUUACUAGGAACCAAAAUUUCCAGUUUAAGAGAAGAGAUGACCAUAAAAACUAAAUAAUUUAGGUAAAACAGCCUAAAUGGAGGGGGAAGGGUACAGCUCAGUGGUAGAGUGUGUGCUUAGCAUGCACCAGGUCCUGGGUUCAAUCCCCAGUACCUUCAUUAAAAAAUUUAAAAAAAAUUGUCUAAAUGAUAAAUACAAAUUGAAAAUAUCACACAUUAUUUUUUUAAAUUAUGUUAUUUCAUAGCUGUGUCCACUGAGUGGCACCCCCACAGUGAUGAGCAAAUUCUGUCCCCAGCAUUGCCCACUACACAGAACUAGGACCUUGGAGAAAUAGUUGAGUGUAGGUCUGGCCCUUAAAUGUCCAAGGUGAGCCUCUUGGUCAGAAACGGAGGAGGCACUCAGAGAUUAGUGGGGACAUGGCAAAGGUCACAGAAGCUGGCUUCUGGUCAGAUGUGAGGUAAUUUGAUUGCCAAACAGAAUGACCAACUGACAGUAACAUUCAAAUAACCAAAAAUCUGACUCCACAGCAAUACACACAAAACAGAGAAAGGAGCUAAGUUCAUUUCCACCCCUGGAGGUGAAUCUUAAACUGCUUACUCUGUGAUUAGAGGGAAAGAACUAGGCUUCCAGCCUGUCCUUUUAGUAGGAGCAGUUUUUCAUCCUGUUCUAGGAAGGCUUUCGUUAUAGAAAAAUAUCAGCUAAUAGAUGUAGAAGGAAUGACAGAAUUGGAAAAUCGCUAAUUUGCAACCUCUAGUGCAUCUAGAUGGAUGUUCAGAGAAUUAGAGGCAAAGGAAGCAGUGUGUCUGUGCGGUGCCAGCGUGUCACCCACAGGCGCCCUACACACUGAAACUGGAGAAAGGGUACCUUCACAGUGGAAUGACUGACUGCCUCACGUUAACCAAGUGACCGAAUGUAGCAUUACUAACAGCAGUGACAUUGUAUCUUUUGAGAUAAAAUAUGAAAUGCUUACAUUACACUGUUGUGUAUUCUUACCAAAAUAUUUCAUAUGAAUCUAAUCAACUGUAUAUUAGUCUUUUAGUUUAUAGUAAGCACAGGAAAUAGAGGAACAGCUUCAGGGAAGGGGACAAUCAGACAAAUCUAGAAUGUGGGGCCUUUAUCGAGACAACUGGCCUGGUCUCUUCAAAAGUCAGGAUUUUAAAAGGAGAAAAGCAGGGAAAGACAGCUUUUUGAUUCAGAGAGACAUAAUCAAAUGCAGUGUCUGAACCUUGAUUGGACCCAAAAGUCAUCUGGUUCAAGAGGACAUCGACAUAGAUAUUUUAGAGGCAGCUGGAGGAAACUGAAUGUGGGAUGGGUAUUAGGUGGUAUUAGGAAAUUAGAGUUAAUUUUUUAAACUGGUAUCAAUGUGGUUCUGAACAUUAGUGUGUGUGUGUGCGUGUGUGCGUGCACAUAUGUGUAGGACACGCAUGCUGACCACGGAGAGGUGAGCUAUCAGGAUGUCUGCAGCGCUGAUAUGAUCCAGGGAGAAAUGCAUCCACGAGUAGACGAAGCAAACUUAGCAAAAUUAUAGCAAGUGUUGAACUCAGUGGUAGGCACGUUGGUAUUCACUGUAUUUUCCUUAAAAGAGCUCUGAAAAUUUUUGUAAAAGCUUUUGGGCAAGUAUCACAUCAUGUAUCUGUUCUCUUACUGUUUUCUGGUAUACGUAUUUAAAUAAAGGUGUCCAGGGUUACUGAUCUGCUCUUCAAUAAAGCCAACAAUGCCUUUUUUUUU
This is a messenger RNA of Vicugna pacos (alpaca), 6417 nucleotides long. The record is from RefSeq and is a predicted model, not a curated record. NCBI's taxonomy places the organism in Eukaryota, Metazoa, Chordata, Mammalia, Artiodactyla, Camelidae.